AUGGGGCCAGAGGCUGCACCAGUAUGGAUGCCUUACUUUGCUUCCUCACUGAGGGAACAAGGGGUGAUACCGGGUAGUGAGCGAUGCCAUGACAUUGAGCAUGCAAAUGCAACUGUUAAGAGCUCAGUUAGUGGCAGAACGAAAUUUGGUUUAAGAUUGUUAAAGCGUCAUCCGAAAAUUGAAAAGGGAGAGGGAAAGAUGUCGGAAGAGACGCGAUGCCAGCUUGAAAGGUUGCAGAAAGAGAACAAACAACUAUCAGAGAUGGUGGCUGUUUAUUCUAGAGACUUGCAAGAGUAUCUGGAGGCCUUGGAGACACCAAGUAACGCAAGCGAGGAGAUCAUGGGACAAGUUUCUCUCAUGCUAAGAGAGUGA
Molecule: messenger RNA, 372 nt
Organism: Prunus armeniaca (apricot)
Lineage: Eukaryota; Viridiplantae; Streptophyta; Magnoliopsida; Rosales; Rosaceae
Source: the annotation of a GenBank genome assembly